Molecule: messenger RNA, 879 nt
Organism: Aspergillus nidulans FGSC A4
Lineage: Eukaryota; Fungi; Ascomycota; Eurotiomycetes; Eurotiales; Aspergillaceae
Product: 2OG-Fe(II) oxygenase family protein
Exons: 2
Coding region: 1-879 (292 amino acids)
Source: RefSeq, a predicted model, not a curated record
AUGGGGUCUGUAUCCGAGCCUUUUAAUAUUCCUUCCAUCAGCUAUGACGAUCUCGUUCAUGAUGACCCGAAAUAUCGGCAUCCAGCAGCGGAGAAGUUUGCGCAAGCUCUCAGCGACUCUGGAAGCCGAGCAUUCUUCAACCGAGACCUCGAAACAAAGAUCGCCGAUCACAGAUACUCAGGCUUAACAACGAAUGCUCGAUUCGUUCCAUUCGGCAGCGAGAAGGUCCGCGAAGAGCCGCAUCUGGAUGAAACCAUCGAGCUCAACUACGGCGUCUAUGACCUGGUGCCAACUAACGAUUGGUCCUUGCCCGGAAGAGAGCUGAUGGAUAUCUCAAGGCCCCUGCAUGAAGAAUGCAUCCGGAUCGCCUAUAGCCUUCUCGACAGCCUUUCUCAAUCUCUGGGCCUUUUGACCUCUUUGACGUCUAUUCACGGUCCAGAGAACACAUUCUUCGCGCCGUACUAUUACCAUUUCCCCGAUGACAUGGAUAACAAUACUCUUCGGGUUCCUCCGCACAUAGACCCCACCACAAUGCUCUUCUGUUUCCAGGACUCGCUUGCCGGGCUCCAAACUGCUGAUAUGCGAGACUUGAUGGGAAACCUGUCCAGCACGGCAGUCGCAAAGAGGGCAGCGUUCUACCCCGUCGGGAGCCAGCCAGGAGAAUUCGUUGUCUUGGCGGGUCAUAUCCUGAGAAAGCUUGUUGGAAACAUUAAGCACUCAGUGCAUCGUGUCGAGAGACCGCUGGGCUCAGAAGGACUUCACUUGAAUUUUUGGAUCGUCCCGCGUCUGGAUACGAGGAUUGCUUCCGGCCGGGCCGGGGAGGAGGAAGUGAGGGCAUAUUUGAAUAGGGUGUUUCCAGGGCAUUUGGGGGGUUCUUAG